This is a messenger RNA of Saccharomycopsis crataegensis, 690 nucleotides long. RefSeq lists its product as uncharacterized. NCBI's taxonomy places the organism in Eukaryota, Fungi, Ascomycota, Saccharomycetes, Ascoideales, Saccharomycopsidaceae. The transcript has a single exon. The record is from RefSeq and is a predicted model, not a curated record. Bases 1 to 690 code for a protein of 229 amino acids.
AUGUUUUCUUAUAAUAAACUUUAUAAUAUUUACGCAGCAGCUUAUUUCCAUUCCUAUAAAGAAUUAAGUUCUUAUAAAGAAAUAAAUUCUUUAUUAAAAUCCAACAGUUUUAAUUCUUGUUUGAUUAGAGGAAUUAUUCAUGAUUAUGAUUUUGCCAUUUUUGUUUAUAAUAAAUUUUCUUCUUUAUUAACUUUAGAAGUAAAACAAUUUAUUGUUUCUAGAAUGAUAAUGUCUAAUGAUAUUAGACCUUAUUUAAUCAAGAAAUAUAAACCUAAAUUUAUAUGGUAUCCAAAUUUACCUUCUGAUGAUACUUUAUCUAAAUUAUCUCAAUAUGAUAUUGAUUUAUCUGUAGUUUAUUUAUUAAAGAACAAAUCUUAUAAUUUUAAUAAAAAUAAAUCUUUAUAUCUUUUUGCUAAAAUGCUUAAUAAUUCUCAUUUGAUUAAACAUUCUGAUUUUAUAGAAGAUGAUAUAUCUCCUAGUUAUUAUUUGCCUAACUUAAAACAAGAUGUACCUUUAUUGACUAAAGAAGAAUAUAUAAAUACUUUUUCUAAUUCAUCUUCUUUUAUAGACGAGUUUGUUUUUAUAUACACAUUUAGUCAAGAUGUUAAAUUUAUUUAUGAUGUUCCUUUAUAUAAUGAUUAUGAUUUUAAAUCUAAUUUUGAUUACAACAAAUAUAUGAUUAUUAAUUGA